Molecule: messenger RNA, 1248 nt
Organism: Stomoxys calcitrans (stable fly)
Lineage: Eukaryota; Metazoa; Arthropoda; Insecta; Diptera; Muscidae
Gene: Stlk
Product: putative serine/threonine-protein kinase STE20-like
Exons: 4
Coding region: 65-1141 (358 amino acids)
Biological process (GO): protein phosphorylation
Molecular function (GO): protein serine/threonine kinase activator activity; protein kinase activity; ATP binding
Source: RefSeq, a predicted model, not a curated record
UUGAACUUUUAUGUUGUUUUUUCUAUCUCGGGGUUUGGCUUAGAAGGAAUCGUCCAGUUUUAUAAUGUUUGGUUGGAAUAUCAAUAACUAUGAUAUUAAAUUAGAAUUAGCCCGUUGUUCCAAUGGGAUUGUGUAUAUGGCGAAAUAUUUGCCCAAUCAACAAUAUGUGGCAGUUAAGAAAUUUAAUUUGGACAAAAAUGGAAAACAAGUGACGGACAAUAUACAAGAUGAUGUGCUUAUGAUGAGACUAUUUAGCCAUCCGAAUUUACAUACAUUCUAUACGGCAUUUGUAAGAGGCAGUGAUUUGUAUUGUGUGUCACCCUUAAUGUGUUUUGGUAGUUGUCGGGAUACAAUACGCAAUUGUUUUGGUACCGGUUUUCCUGAGAUAUUCAUUGCCCUUAUAAUGCGAGAUGUUCUAUCUGGUCUUGAAUAUUUACAUCGCCGCGGCUAUGUUCAUCGUUCCAUAAAAGCUAGUCACAUAUUGUUGAAUCAAACCAAAGCAGUUUUAACGGGUUUCCGCGACUGCACCAGUUUUCUAUCGCACGGUGGCCGUGUGACGGUGCUACAUCAACUACCUCCACAAAGUAUACGCAGCCUCAAUUGGUUGGCACCGGAAGUAUUAGAACAAAAUCUUAUUGGCUAUACAGAAAAAUCUGAUAUUUAUUCGAUUGGUAUCACCUGUUGUGAGCUGGCAAAUGGUGUAGAGCCAUUUGCCGAUUCGCAGCCUACAUUUAUGUUCACCGAAAAGAUACGUGGUAAUGUUCCCACAUUGUUAGAUCGUACCACAUGUCCAGCAGUCGAUGAAAUGAUUGAAAUUAUAGCCACUGCCAACAAAACUGAUUCCACAAUUGCUGCCGAAACACAACAAAUCUAUUUACAACGAACAUUCUCCGAUGAAUUCCAUCAAUUCACCGAAAUAUGUAUGGAAAAGAAACCAGCCAAUCGAUGGUCUGCCCUAAAGCUUUUGUCGCAUUCGUUCUUUAAACAAUGCCGCCAUAACAGUAUUUUAGAUGUAACCCAACGUUUUGGAAUGCAAUUAUCCGACUAUGAACAAUUAAGAGAUGAAAGUUUGCAGCUGAAUAAUGAGCUGAAUGAUCUAAAUCUAAAUGACGACAAUGCCUGGCAAUGGGAAUUCGAAUAAAUGGGAUGUACAAACAAUCAAGUUGGAUGAAUGCUAAUUAGAUUUUAGCAUGGUUUUCAAAUUUAUAGACUUUAAGCCUUAAUUGCAAACAAGAUUCCAAAAAUUUA